GAUUCUCACGUGACGUUCAUAGAGCUAGAGAGUAGAAAUAAGACGGUCGAUGUCUCUCUGAUCGUGUCCCUAUUUUGUCGUCAAAAUGGCACUUAGUGCUGGUGGAAAAGCGUUUUACAACGUAACUAUCCUAGGUGUUGCGUUCUUGCUGGUUUUUACAGCAUUUCAAACAUGUGGAAUGAUACAGACUGUUGUAUUACGGGAUGAUAAAGACUUCCAAGGAAGUGGCUAUGACAGUUUAGCUAUCAUCUACGCUGUCUUUGCCGCAGCCAACUGGAUAGCGCCCUCUGUUGUUGCUCUGCUUGGUGCGAGGUGUUCCAUGUUCCUAAGUGCUGUUGUGUACACGGGGUUCGUCGCCAGCUUCCUGCAUCCGAUACCAUGGGUCCUGUACUCCCUCUCUGGACUAUUGGGCUUGGCUGCUGCAGUUAUCUGGACGGCCCAAGGGAACUACCUAACGGAGAACUCCACUGAGCAGACGAUGGGGAGAAACAGCGGUUUAUUCUGGGCCAUGCUUCAGGGCAGUCUCCUUUUCGGAAACCUCUUCUUUUUCCUUGAGAUGGAAGGCAUCAAUUCAGUCACUACUCACCUGAGAACAAUCAUUUUCAUCGUUCUGACUGUCAUCAGUGGAGUGGGAGUGCUGACGUUCCUGUUCCUCACCAAACCACCCGAAGAGUUCAGUUCACUCUCAAUUCAAGAAGAAGGACCAACAGGUGGUUUUGGGCUUUUAAUGAAAGCAGUAACAGCAUUUGUUCGGUCGGCCAAGUUGAUGCUCAACAAGGAGAUGCUGAUUAUCAGUGUGACAAACUUCUACACAGGUUUAGAGCUGACUUUCUUCAGUGGUGUCUAUGGGACUGCAAUCAGUAAUACCAAAUCAUUUGGAGCAGACUCAAACAGCUUCAUCGGUAUCAGCGGUAUGCUCAUAGGGGCUGGAGAAAUCACAGGUGGCUUGCUGUUUGGUAUACUUGGCAAGAAAACGAUAAAGUUUGGCCGAGAUCCCAUCGUUCUGCUUGGCUAUGUGGUUCACAUGAUUUGCUUUUAUCUCAUCUAUAUCAACCUGCCCGCUGAAUCGCCUAUCAACCCAGUCUUCCCAAGAAAUGGUGUACCGGUAUCCAUCAUAGGACCAAACAUUGAAUUGGCCUUUGCCUGCUCCUUUAUGCUUGGCUUUGCUGAUGCAUGCUUCAACACACAAAUCUACUCACUUCUAGGGAGCUACUUCAAGUCUGACAGUGCCUCCGCCUUCGCUCUCUUCAAAUUCAUUCAGUCUGCUGCUGCUGCCAUUGCCUUCGCCUACAGCCUCGUCAUCUUGCUCCACUGGCAGCUCCUCAUCCUGGUCGUCUGCGGAACAUUGGGGACGCUCUCAUUCUUCUACGUGGAGCACCAUCCACCCAGGAACGAGAUCUGAUAUCAGGCACUCCAGCUUAGUGAUUUGGAAGACUCCCUCUCAGGCGAUGAAGAGUACAAUGAAGUAGAUAAAAUUAACGUAUUGCCAUCUAAUGACAAUGAAUUACUUAUAAAUGAUACAAAGCUUUAAUCAUGAUCUGGGAUUUUAAUAUUAAAAGAAAAAGCCGUAAAAUGGAAGUGCAUUUGUACAAAAUUCUAGACUUUUAUAAUUAUCAUUCCAUCAGUGUGCUUUAUCUUUGAAUGUUAAAAUAUUUUGUGGAUCACUCAUGAUUUCUGCAGUGAAACCAUAAGUAUUGUGGCAAAGUUAAUCGUAUUCUAUGAGAAUUUUAUAACAUUUUUAGAGCAACCUUCUACCAUUGAAUCACUAACCUGGAGUUAUGCUGUAAAGAAAAUUGAAUCUCGAUUAGAUUUAUAAUUUUAUCGAGUCAUUGGCCAAAUAUAUCAAUUAUGAUUCUUUAAUUUUCAAAUCAUUCAAAGGAUUGGAGAUAACUGAAAUUUAGAAGAUGUUUUCUGUGCAAUGUACAAAUGAAUUGAAAGGAUUAAAAGAAAUUCCUGUCAAUCGUUAGAACUUCCGUUUCAUUUUGCCACAUAAUAAUUACCGGGUAUACUCUAUCCUCAGAAUGACAUUGUAAUACUUCACUGACCAAAUAUGAUUUAACACACUAUGCUAAAGUGUGGUCACUGAUGAUAUUGUCUGUUUGCAAGAAAAAUGCCUUUAUUAGGCCAGUAUUUAGAAUCAAUAAUACAGUAGCGGAUUGUGCAAAUUUGGAAUUGAACUGGUGAAUAUGUUCGUUAUAUCGACACUAUGGGUUGCAUGUUUCGGUAGACAAAGAUAUUCAGAAAUAUAUUCCAGAACAUGUUGGUAGAUAGGAGGAAGAUUUUAAUAUAUAUAGAGAGAAAAGGAUAGGGUAGAAGAGAGAGAGAGAGAGAGAGAGAUGGGGGAAAAGAGAGAGAGAGAUAGAGAAAGAGGGAGGAAAUCGAUUGAACUGAAUUUGAAUUAUUACGUGACUUUUUGUAUUGAGUAAAGAGUAUAAUUUUACAGAAAUCAAAAGUUUUGUGUGACCUACAGAAAGAGACUGCCUGGUGUGUACAGAAAAACAUAAAUCAGUUUCUGACAGUAGACUCUGCCAUACUUUGUUCGCUUCGAACUUGCAUUAUGUAUAAUGUCACCACAUGUACUUAUAUUUUACAGGUGUUUAUACACGAUUUCACCGAUUGAAGUUUGAUAGUGUCAAAAGAUUUGUGAGCAACUAAAGUCUUUCAAAAAUGUUCAUGUGAAUUUACCACCUGCAUUCAACUUUUUUUGUUUGUCGAAAGAUAAAGUUUUGGCGAAAUUCAUGUUAAAAUGACUUCCAAUCUAAUUGCACAUUCUCCCAUUCUUAUCGUUCAUUUUCUUUUGUUGUGUUUGUCCGAUAUAUAUGUGUUAUCACAAUAGGUAACUAACAACUCUGAUCUUUUGAGAACUUGUUCCUGUACAUUGUUCUUUAUAUUUCUAUUUUUAUAUGCAUAUUCUUGGGGAGAGAGAUUUACCUUCAAUGCUCGAGUUACAAAAAAAAAUAUUACAAAAAUAAAUAAAUCAAGGGGUAUGAAUAAUUUAGUUGCAUUACAUUAUGUAGGUGCAUGAAAUUGGCUAUUUCAGCAGUAAAGUAUGUUUCUAGUGAUUGUGUAGCCAUAGGAAAUUAGGAAUUGGUAUACUAAUCAGGAAAUCUUGCCAUUUUCACCUGAUUGUGUUUAUUCUUGUGUCCUGUGCUUAUUAGACUUACAACAAAUUAAGCCUUUCUGGAAUCUUUUUAUUAAAAAAUCUAUUUAACACAUAGUAUUAUCAAAGAAAACAAUGUCAGUAGUUAUAUUAUUUUGGAUGAUGAACCUGUGAAAAGAGCGUGGGAUCUGGAAGUGGAUGUCAUAUUAAAGAGGGAAAGGAAGACCGAAGAUUUCUUGGAAAGAUAUGGUGAAGAAAGAAAGCAUAAGGCUGGCCUAAACAAAAAGAGGAUGCUCAAGACGAGAAGAAGUGGAGGGAGGCAGUGUCAUCAUGUCCGAAAGUCAUUAACCCUGUCGCCAGAGGGGAAUCCUCACUUGAAAAUAGUGAUGAUGAUGGAUGCUUCCAGUAUCUGAUUCAAUAUUUUGAUUGAAUUAUGUACAGACAUUUCUAUAUUAAAUAGAUCUAUAUGAGGUUACUGGAAGUACAUGAUCAUCUUUCAAUAUUAAAGGCAUCCAACUGUUUCUUUUGAAACUUAAUUACCAGAAAUCCAAAUUAGCAAGAUUUCCUUUCUUAUAUGUUGUAUCAAUAUGAAAUAAAUUAAUAUCUAGUGUAAAGAGUAUUUUUAUGAUUGUGUAAGGGAAGAAAUAAAUUAGAUGAUCGUUUUAAUUACUUA
This is a messenger RNA of Strongylocentrotus purpuratus (purple sea urchin), 3773 nucleotides long. RefSeq names its product UNC93-like protein MFSD11 (gene mfsd11). The record is from RefSeq and is a predicted model, not a curated record. Lineage: Eukaryota; Metazoa; Echinodermata; Echinoidea; Camarodonta; Strongylocentrotidae. The transcript is spliced from 10 exons. Bases 86 to 1402 code for a protein of 438 amino acids.